Radiomyces spectabilis is the source of this 1588-nucleotide messenger RNA. RefSeq names its product histidine kinase-like ATPase. Gene Ontology annotation, molecular function: ATP hydrolysis activity; ATP-dependent DNA damage sensor activity; ATP binding. Lineage: Eukaryota; Fungi; Mucoromycota; Mucoromycetes; Mucorales; Radiomycetaceae. The transcript is spliced from 8 exons. The record is from RefSeq and is a predicted model, not a curated record. Gene Ontology annotation, cellular component: MutLalpha complex. Gene Ontology annotation, biological process: mismatch repair. The coding region runs from base 276 to 1460 and encodes 394 amino acids.
CUGUAUGCAAAUGGCAGCAUUGAUGUCAAAAGCCGCUUCUGACACAUCCCAUUUAUAACCGUGGUUGCAUUUGGUGCGACCUAUGAACUGGUUUACAUAACGCUGUUCUAAAGAAAACAAAAAAACCUAUACACACUGAAUUUGACGCAAGUCGACAUUGACCGAUUAACUGAAUCCCCAAGUGAUGAUGGCAAUUUUAAAGUCACGGCCAAUUUUUUCGGUCCGUUUCUGGAACACGAGAUUCUGUCCAUUGAUUCAAGAUUUGCUUUUCCAGCAUGAGCCACCAUGCUCGUCACAUUCACGCUCUUGAUAAAUCGACCAUUCGAAGUCUUCACUCUGGUCAAGUUAUUGUUGAUUUGGUAGCCAUUGUAAAAGAACUAGUCGAAAACGCACUAGACGCUCGCGCCACAGCGAUUGAUGUCAAACUAGUUGAUCGAGGUCUUAACUCUAUCCAAGUAAAAGACAAUGGUCACGGUAUCCCAGAGCAGGAUUGUCUAUAUAUGGCAAAACCUCACUGCACUUCCAAAAUUGCCUCAUUCCAAGAUAUUGACUGCGUCACAAGCUAUGGUUUUCGAGGCGAGGCUUUAAGUGCGAUCUGCGCUGUAGCGAACCAUGUUCAGAUCACGACGAGAACGGCCAAUGACAGUAUCGCAAAACAGUAUGACGUCGAUACCAAAGGCAGCAUCGUCAACGCCAAACCUGUCAACCUGAUGGCCGGAAGUGGCACGUUGGUCGUGGUUGAAAGUCCCUUUUACAACAUCCCUGUACGACGGCAGGUCGCACAAAAGACGGCUCUCAGCACACUCAAAAACAUUCAGGAUGUGCUGGUAAAGUAUGCUUUGGCCCAUCCGGCUGUUCGGUUCACUCUUAUGCAGGCGCAGAGCACAGCCGGCACAAAGAAAAAUACCCAGUGGAUCAAACCUAUCACAACCGAUAUACUGUCAGGUAUUGGGAUCGUGUUUAGUCCCGCAUUAGCCGAUCUUCUGCAAUCACAUGAUAUCACCGAAUCUUUCGAACAGAUGCCGGAUCAAUCAGAACCCUCUAUUCAUCUACAGUGCAUUCUGCCGAAAAUUGAUGCUGAUCCAACAUCGAUCUACCGUGGCGAUCGCGUUUUUAUCUAUGUCAACGGUCGUCCUAUCAAUUACUUAAAAUCGGAGCUCAAGGAUUUGGUGGUCAUGUUCCGUAAGAGAUACAGAGACGUCACCGGAGCUGUAGAUGUACCAGUGAAGAAGACUCCAUUCAUGUAUAUGGAUAUCCAUGUUCCAACCGAUGAAUAUGAUGUCAACGUUGAACCUAGCAAGUCAGCCAUUAUGUUUCAUAAUAAGCAGAGGUUACUAAAUACCUUUGAAAAGCUAUUGGACGAUGUCUAUGGAUCCGCCAUGGAUCGUUUUUUCCAUGCCCGCACUUUGGAUCAACCACCCACGUACGUUGGCCGAUUAACCAAAAGUUGCCUUGGGUAAUGUGAAGGAACUGACUGGGACAAUAGAAUGACUGCGGGAGUAGCGGAAGAAGAGUACGAAGAAACUUUAUUCCUACCAACGGCGCCUGCCACUGACAAGGUACCUGAUCGUAGCAUUCGUUCAGCUUC